CGGGAGGCGGCGGCCACAGGCAGAGCUGGGGUGCAGCGGGUGCAGCAGCGGGGCCCAGCGCUGGACCAUGGGGACCUGGCCUCCCAGGAGACAGCCGCCCUGCCGACCCCGGACAUGAUCCCCGGCGAGGCCUUCAACCUGAGCCUGGCGGCGCCCGGCGCGGCGGCCCCGGGGGGCGCCCCGAACGCGUCGGGGGGCCCGGGCGGCUCCCCGGCGCUGCCCAUCUUCUCCAUGACGCUGGGCGCGGCGUCCAACGUGCUGGCGCUGGCGCUGCUGGCCCGGGCCGCGGGCCCGCGCCGCCGCCGCCGCCGCUCGGCCGCGCCGUUCCGCUGGUUCGCGGCCAGCCUGCUGGCGGUGGACCUGGCGGGCCACGUGAUCCCGGGCGCGCUGGUGCUGCGGCUGUACGCGACGGGGCGCGGCCCGGCGGGCGGCGCGUGCCACGCGCUGGGCGGCUGCAUGGUGUUCUUCGGGCUGUGCCCGCUGCUGCUGGGCUGCGGGAUGGCGGCCGAGCGCUGCGCGGGCCUCACGCGGCCGCUGCGGCACGCGGCGCGCGGCUCGGGGGCGCGCCUGGCGCCGGGCGCGCUGGGCGCCGUGGCCCUGGCCGUGGCGCUGCUGCCCGCGGCGCGCGUGGGCCGCUACGAGCCGCAGUACCCGGGCACCUGGUGCUUCAUCGGGCUGGGCCCGCGCGGGGGCUGGCGCCAGGCGCUGCUCGCCGGGCUCUUCGCCGGCCUCGGCCUGGCCGCGCUGCUCGCCGCCCUCGUGUGCAACGCGCUCAGCGGCCUGGCGCUGCUGCGCGCGCGCCGCCGCCGCCGCCCGCCCCGCCCCGCCGCGCGCGCCCCCGCCGCCGCCCGCCCCGACGGCGCGCCCGCCUCCCUCCGCGGCUCCCGCGGCGGCUCCGCGCGCGCCGCCCGCGCGCACGACGUGGAGAUGCUGGGCCAGCUCGUGGGCAUCAUGCUGGUGUCCUGCCUCUGCUGGAGCCCGCUGCUGGUGCUGGUGGUGCUGGCGCUGGGGGGCUGGAGCUUCAGCUCCUUGCAGCGACCGCUGUUUCUGGCCGUGCGCCUGGCCUCCUGGAACCAGAUCCUGGACCCCUGGGUGUACAUCCUGCUGCGCCAGGCCGUGCUGCGCCAGCUCCUCCGCCUCCUGCCCCCGUGGGCCAGCGCCAAGGGCAGCCCGGCCGAGCUGGGCCUCAGCAAGAGCGCCUGGGAGGCCAGUUCGCUGCGCAGCUCCCGCCACAGCGGCCUCAGCCACUUCUGA
This is a messenger RNA of Dipodomys spectabilis (banner-tailed kangaroo rat), 1254 nucleotides long. It is a transcript of the gene Ptger1, whose product is annotated as prostaglandin E receptor 1. Gene Ontology annotation, molecular function: prostaglandin E receptor activity. Gene Ontology annotation, biological process: inflammatory response; positive regulation of cytosolic calcium ion concentration; adenylate cyclase-activating G protein-coupled receptor signaling pathway. The record is from RefSeq and is a predicted model, not a curated record. Gene Ontology annotation, cellular component: plasma membrane. NCBI's taxonomy places the organism in Eukaryota, Metazoa, Chordata, Mammalia, Rodentia, Heteromyidae. Bases 115 to 1254 code for a protein of 379 amino acids. The transcript is spliced from 3 exons.